AUGGAUGAUUUUGAUCCUUCCGGAAGUCUAGCCCUUAACCAAUAUGACGUUGAGACAUCUCCGAAACGUUUAAUAUGGUGCUUUUGGAUUUUUUUCUUAAUUCUUCUUCCAUUAUCGUCCGUAGUUCUCAUUGGAUUUGCAUUAUUUGACUCAAGUAUAACAGCAUACAAUGAAAAAGGUCGAAUUGCCGAUAUUUUAUUAAUGUUCACCUAUGUAAUAACCAUCUAUGGUAUUAUUAAAAUUGUUUUAUCUAUCACGAAUAGUAUAUCUAUUGAACACAAUACUUCUGUUCACACCAAGAAACAUUCAAACAUUGUGUUUGCAUUUCUGUUUAUUCUCGGAGUUGGUGAUUCGUUAUUUAUUCUGACAAGAUUUGGUGAUCAACUUAUUUUAAUUAUCAAUCAAAAUUUUGUACCGAAUUCGAGUUGUGCGACUAAUCUUGCUCUAUCAAUGACAGCAAAUUUUUUGAAAAGUUUAUGUCAAUUGUGUAUAUUAAUGUUUAUUCUUCAUCAACUUGAUCAUUCAAUCAAAUUCAAGAGAAAAGAAUCGAAAAUAUUCUUAACAUGUUUAUCAAUAUUUUGUUUAAUUCAAUGGGCACAAAUACUUCUCCAAGAAGUACACUUCCAUAAAAAUAAACCGGACGCAUGUGAUAUGGCUCUAGAUCAGGGUUUAAAACGAUUCGAUGAAAUUGCACCAUAUUUAUAUCCAUUGGGUUUGGAAUUUCGAUUUGCGUCUUUUAUCGAACUAUUAAUAAUGUCUGAAUGUCUUGGAACCAGUAAAAAGAAUAUUCUGUUAAAAUUUUAUCAUUGGUUUAGUAAGAAUAUAUCUUGUAAAGGUUGUUCGGCUAAUAGAAUGUUUUCUACGAUGAGCCAGUGUUUGAAAAAAAUGCUUUCAUGUUUUUCGGUUUGUUUUAAGAAAAUCAAACAUCCAUUAGGAAAAAAUGAUAUCUUAUUUCCAUCCAUUUUACUUCCUGCGAUUGGAACUCUAUUAGUUAGUCUAUCAAUAGUUAUCGUUUUGUUUCAAGAAUUCAAUGAAACUGAUGGCGAUCAUCGAGCUACUGUAGUGCAUUAUGACAAAAAUAGUCUAUUAACAUUAAUCAGUGAAAUCUGCGAAAUCAUUCUUUUAUUUGUCAUGUCCUUAUAUUCAAUUUGUUCAUUGGACAAAUUAUGUGAAAAAGAAAAAAAUUUCGAACAAAUACCAUAUGUUCAAACAGUGAAUAUGGAAUUUAUAGUUGAUUUUGCUAUUUUACUCAUCUCGAAUCUUUUCUUGAACAUUUAUUGUUGCGUUACUCUUGCUGGUUCAGUAAUAUCAGAAGCAGAGGAGCAGUUAACUCAAACUAUACGUUGGUUAACGUUGACGGCUUCCGUAAUACCAAUUAUUCAGACGACACUUCAAUUAAUAAUUAUUUGGAAAGUUCGUCGAUACAAUGGAAUGUUAACUAAAGGAAUCAAUCAAAUGUGGAUUAUAUUAAGUUUUGCCAUAUGGUUAUUUGAUACAUUUAGUGCGAAAGCAUUCGAUACGAAUGAAAUUCAAAUCAGUGUCUAUAGUGGAGGAUGGGAUAUUUUGGCCGCUCUUUUUGUACCUAUGUCGCUAUUUUUUCGAUUUCACAGUUGCAUUAUGUUUGCUAAUAUCAAAGAUGGAGCAUACUGGGAUGAGGAAGAUCAUUCGUUGGCUUGA
Adineta steineri is the source of this 1677-nucleotide messenger RNA. The record is from the annotation of a GenBank genome assembly. Lineage: Eukaryota; Metazoa; Rotifera; Eurotatoria; Adinetida; Adinetidae.